Messenger RNA from Symbiodinium natans, 2787 nucleotides. The record is from the annotation of a GenBank genome assembly. Lineage: Eukaryota; Dinophyceae; Suessiales; Symbiodiniaceae.
AUGGAACAAGCGUUGUGCUAUUUCAGAAAAAGCCCCGCGGAUACAAAGCACAACAAACAGGACACUGACCUCGCUGCUGCAACAGAGGAGCGACGCGCUGCCAGGCUCGCUUUACGACGACUCCGCGACCACCCUCAAGAUUCUCCGGAGGUCAGCGUCGCUGCUGGCAACUGUAAGGAGGCCACUAAAGUGGUCCGUCGCAUCAAGCGACGCCUAUAUCAUGCUCGGCAAGCUGCACUUGUGGCCGAAGUCGCCGAGGCAUGGAGGAAGAAGGACUUUGCAACAGCCUGGAAGGUCUCGCGUAUCUUGGCCGGGAAGAACAUCGGCCCAAAGCGACGGCAGAUGGCUGCGCCAGCCACCCCUCUCUUUGACAAAUCUGAGUGGCUUCACUUCCUGGCGCAACAGGGGCCACAGGGAGGUGUCUCAGCCACCCUUUGCCCGGCCACUGACGUCUCUCCAAACAUGGACGUGCAAGUCUCUGGCGCACACCUUCGCAUGGGGCGCUGGUCAGCGUGGCGAACUCAGCGGGAACUUCGCUACAGCAAGCUUCGCAAAACCCCACCACCUUGGUCCUUUCCUGCUGCUGUUUGGAGAAUGCUGCUGGAGCCAGACAAGGGCACGCGCUGCAGGCAAAAUGGCGUGCGCAACUGCCAAGUGCCCCUGCCCAGUCCAAACGUGUCGUCUGGUUUCCUCAUGCUGCAUGCCAGCAUGCAAGCUUCCCGCGCCAGCCCAAGAUGCUGGCACAAGACCGGAGCCUUCACCAUCGCCAAGAGAAAUGGAAAGACUGGACCAGCGGGCUUGCGCUUGCUACACUCGUUGGAGUCUCUCGGCAAAGCCUACUACGCGCAAGUGUGGAAGCGUGUCCCUGCCACCUACAAGCGGCACUACGCUGCUGGAUACCUGGCGCAUCGCAGGCGCGAACAGGCCAUCCUGCAACAGAGCCUUUUGCGGCACAGGCUGCAGCAAGGACGUGUGUCUCACUUCACCGCCUUCUACGACCUCGCAAAUGCCUUUGCUUGCGCCAGCCACCAGCGCACCUUGGCACCUUUCCUUGCUUCUACACAACUCCCCAGCGCUGAGUGUGCACACCUGCGACAACGUUUGCAGAUGGCUCAGAUGGUUUUGCCUUGUGCAGAUGGCGCAUUACACUGCAGCAUUGGGAGCGGUACCCUCCCUGGUGACACUAUUGCCGGCCCAUGGUUCUUGGCUGCCUACCACCCCCGCCUGGACAGCUACUUGCAAAGUUCAAAGCGGCUGGCCGUUACAGCCUCCAGUCCCGAGCUGCAGCGUGGGUUGGCAAACAUACUGGCGGGCAAUCUGGCGGUUGAGCGUUCGGAGUCUGUUGACCCGCCCUCCGUGCCCAUGCAAAUGGAUGUUUCGCUAUCUUCUUACGCUGAUGAUGUGGCAAGAACCAUGCGAGCAGACAGUGCGCUCUGCCUCCACAAUGCCGCGUCGCUGUCGAGCACCCUUCUUUCACGUGCGCUGGCUCCGGACUUUGCGCAAAAUGAAGCCAAGCAAGAGGUGCUGCCCUUCUUUGCCGGACAGGGUGCCAACAGCCACCUGCGAAACGCUUUCACUCUUCCCAGAAUCGUCCCUGGCAGCGUGCAGCGACACGCUCGUUACCUGGGGCCGUACUUGGCUUUUGAUGGCCAACUCCAUGAUGAACGAGGCCGUAGAGUACAAGCAGCCAGAACUGCGUACUAUGCUCUCGGCAAGUUCUGGGCCAAGUGUCGUGUCAAAAGAUGGAGACUUACGGUCUUCAAGAGCAUGGUUGUGGGAGCUGCCUACAGCGGACUGGUUGCUUUUCCUGUGCAGGCGCCUGAUGUGCGUACCCUGGACAAGGAGCUCCUCAAGUUUGGUAGAAAGGUCUUACAAGGCACAGCGUGCGAGAAAAGUGUGGACAAAUACAAGGCCCUCUCAAACGACCAUGUGUGGCGCCUCCUGCGUUCUGCACCUACAGCUGUUGAAUUGUCAGUGCAACGCCUGCAGUGGUGGCAGCGCAUUGUGGCUAGGCCCGAGGAGCACCUCGCGCUCCUCUUCACAUUUUUCGGGCACAUCCCUGGCACUCCGGCGCCUUUCGACGAGAACGGUGCCAUCCAUGAUCGGUCACACGCUUGGAUGCGACAGCUGGGUGAAGACAUUCGACAGCUGGCUACAUGGGACAGCAGUGGUUUCAUGUCUGCGGCUGCUGACGGGCCGCUCGUGCUGUUCGUUGAUGCAGACUUCCGUGAAGCCUUCUUGCAACAAGAUCCGGCAGAACUCAGGACGAGGUACUUGGGAGGCCUGGUCCCCCCUCCAGGUUUGUCGCUUCCGUCUGCUGCGCCUCCAGGAGCGGAUGCCGCCGAUGAGACUUUUGCAUGUGAUGCGCUGCUCGCUGAUGGCCAGCCGUGCAAUGCCACCUUCCCCACUUACCGUGCUCUCGCAGUACAUCUGGCUCACAGCAAACAACAUGAACAAAGGCGCUCUUUGGCAACACUGCUCACCAUCAGUAACCAGUGCUGCGCAUGCCGGGCUACCUUGGCCUCUGUGCGAGUGGCGCGCAACCAUUUGCAUGAUAGCAUCAGACGAGGGUACUGUAGCCAGACGGCAGGCAGCGCUACAGUGCAUCAAGUACACGCGAGCUUGCCUUGCAAGUGUGCAAUCUGUGAUGUUCCGCUCCGACUGCUGGGUGAGGCUCAAGCACACUUGGCGUCGCACCUGCCCACUGCGUUCCGGAGACCGCGCAUCGACUACUACUUCCAGCGCCAUGGCCGACCAGUGGGCAGCGCACCUUCGGCCUCAGCUUGA